CUUCUACUCACUAGCUCUCAGAACUGUGUACAACUGGUGACUGGUUGAGAAGAAACAGAAAGUUUUAAAAAGAAGUAGCCUCUCUUACACAUUUUUGAAACCAAAAUACUACCGUAAGAUUUUCGAUCUAUAGGCUAUAAAGCGUGUAGUUUUGAAAUAAUUGUUAAAGUGCCAAUUGUGCGUAAUUACGCAAAGUAAAAGUACAAUGGACGUGAAUACCGAAGCAAAGAGGAUCAUGGCGGUCUCUAUCAGUAAGCUGUACGCUUCCCGCUCCCAGCGCGGAGGAAUGAGACUCCACCGGAGCCUGCUGCUCUCCAUGGUCAUGAGAUCCGCCCGGGACAUCUACCACUCGGCCUGCCUCGCCAAGGAGAAGGAGGAGCAGUGUGCCGCAGCAGCCCAACCGGCCACGGUGGAACCUAUGGAGACCAGUGUUAGCGGGGUAGAUCAAGCCGAGGUUGUUUCCCAAACCGAGUCAACCGAGUCGCCCUUGACCCCAACCCCGGAGCCACAGAGCACCCCUGAGCCCGCGUGUAAGGCCGGACAAUUGCGUGGGAAGAAAACGGGAGCAGACAAAGAGAACCAGAGCCCCGUGAGCCCAGACCGACAUUCCAGGAAACGCCGGGGCAAGGCAUCCGUCACGCCCGACUUCCUUCCAAGCAAGAGGGCGAGACUCGAGCUGGGGGAGGAGAGACAUGCCGUGGCGCUCCGGAGCGGCCGCGUGAACUGCUGUAGUGCUAUGGGUAGCCUGGUCAACCUCGGGGUCAUGAAUCGGGUCAUUGCCGCGUUUUAACGAUAGGAGAUAUGCCCCAAACGGGCAGUGUUUACGUGAUAUUUAAAUACGGGACAGUUCUAAAUCCCUUUGUGCACCGGACAGGUCGGUCAAGUGACCUACAUAGGAGAUCCCGAGACAAUGGGAUUACCGGGGGCAGGGUGCGAUAUCUCGAGCGGCCGGAGGCUACACUGUUGACCUCGACGAAACAGCGACUGUGCAGGGGGAAACACGGCAACCGCCCAAACGGCCCACACGCGCGCACCACAGAACUGUGUGUUGGAAAGUUUGAGGAAGAGACACUAUGAGAGUUUCUGGGAGAUGAGUCAGAAAAAAAGUUCUGCUAAAAUUGCGGCGAAAGAAGAAGUGAGAAGAGCUGACGCAUGCACGCGGGAGUGUGUGUGUGUGAAGUGACUCAGAGAAGACAGCGAUAACAGCUGUGUCCGGGCCCUGUAUGGUCAACACGGGCAGACACCACGGACUUCGGGGAAUUUCCUGUGUCCACGCUGAGGACUUACAACCACAACAGAGGCGACAAGUUCCCCUCCCCCAUAACACAGACACGCACACACAUUCUCUUCUGAACUUGUGGACUUUGAUCAAUCAAUGUGGAAAGAGGGAUUGCCCUACUUAACGCCAGCUGCAGACUAACAGGCCCCGAAAUGGUGCUCAACACAACGAAAAAGAAGAGAGGUGUAGACUACGGAAAUGAAUAUUUCUUUUAUGUUGCUACAUUACGCCUGAGAAUGAACUUUAUUUGUGUAUACUUUGUGUUUCUGAUUUCGGAACAUUUUUAACUGUGAAACAACAUUUUUCCAUAAUUACCUCCAAUUGAAAAGCUGCUUUUUAUAUAUUUUUUUACGACGUCAACAGUGGGAUGUUUUGUAAUAAACAUAUUAAAUCGA
Molecule: messenger RNA, 1674 nt
Organism: Osmerus eperlanus (European smelt)
Lineage: Eukaryota; Metazoa; Chordata; Actinopteri; Osmeriformes; Osmeridae
Product: immediate early response gene 2 protein-like
Exons: 1
Coding region: 206-790 (194 amino acids)
Source: RefSeq, a predicted model, not a curated record